AUGAUCAUCGAGCGAGUUGGUGAAGUGGCAUACAGGCUUGAGUUACCUUCUGAACUGGCUAGAGUACAUAAUGUUUUUCAUAUGUCCAUGCUUCGUCAUUACGUUGCGGAUCCAUCGCACGUAAUACCUCCUCAACCAUUAGAAAUUAAUCCGGAUUUGACAUAUGACGUGGAACCAGUAAUGAUUCUGGAUUGGAAGAAAAAGGUUCUAAGGAACAAGACGAGCUCCGCGGAUAGUCCGAAUUCGGGAUUAGGAUCGGAAAAUAGUCCGGUAAAGGGUCUGAGUCCGGGUCUGAUUAUCCUAAUCUCGGUGGCGGACGCCGCCGGAUUAGUCGUCGUUUACAUUUACUGGAAAAAGAAAGACGACGAGAACGGAUGCAGUUGUACGGGAAAGAGCAAAUUUGGCAGCAACGAGAAGCGCCACCUCUGUAAUCUCUGGCAUCUCUGUUCUUGCACUUGCAUCAAUGGCGGGUUCGGGAACCAGGAUUCGGAUUCGGGCGACCCGGAAAAGGCAGAGAGGGGAAAAGGGGAGGGGGAUCUCGUCGCGAUCGACAAAGGGUUCACAUUCGAGCUGGACGAGCUGUUGAGGGCGUCGGCGUACGUGCUGGGGAAGAGCGGACUGGGGAUCGUGUACAAAGUGGUGCUCGGGAAUGGAAUCCCGGUGGCGGUGAGGAGGUUGGGGGAGGGCGGGGAUCAGAGGUAUAAGGAGUUCGCGGCGGAGAUUCAGGUGAUCGGGCGGGUGAAGCAUCCGAAUGUGGUGAAUUUGAGAAAGGGUUGGAGUGUUGGAGAGAUCGAGAUUGAACACUGA
Pyrus x bretschneideri (Chinese white pear) is the source of this 807-nucleotide messenger RNA. Its product is annotated as receptor protein kinase-like protein ZAR1. Gene Ontology annotation, biological process: protein phosphorylation. The coding region runs from base 1 to 807 and encodes 268 amino acids. The transcript is spliced from 2 exons. The record is from RefSeq and is a predicted model, not a curated record. Gene Ontology annotation, molecular function: ATP binding; protein kinase activity. Lineage: Eukaryota; Viridiplantae; Streptophyta; Magnoliopsida; Rosales; Rosaceae.